Grammomys surdaster is the source of this 4163-nucleotide messenger RNA. RefSeq names its product adducin 3 (gene Add3). The coding region runs from base 179 to 2299 and encodes 706 amino acids. Gene Ontology annotation, molecular function: actin filament binding. The transcript has 15 exons. NCBI's taxonomy places the organism in Eukaryota, Metazoa, Chordata, Mammalia, Rodentia, Muridae. Gene Ontology annotation, biological process: barbed-end actin filament capping. Gene Ontology annotation, cellular component: cytoskeleton; plasma membrane; postsynaptic density. The record is from RefSeq and is a predicted model, not a curated record.
UCUGGGUGUGUUGUUUCCCCCAGAGUGGGCUCCACCCUUUCACUAACCACACUGUGUGGAUAUCUUGCUGCUUAAAACAAAGAUCAUUUUUAGGGCAGCAUUGCAUCAGAAUUGCCACACGAAAACAAGUUUAAGAAAUGUGCAGAGGCUUCGGGGGUUUUAGAGGAAGACUUGAAAUAUGAGUUCAGACACCAGCCCAGCUGUGAUCACCACUCCUCCUCCUCCCACCAUGCCUCACAAAGAGAGGUAUUUUGACCGAAUCAAUGAAAGUGAUCCGGAAUACCUUCGAGAGAGGAACAUGUCUCCUGAUCUGCGACAGGACUUCAAUAUGAUGGAGCAGAGGAAGCGAGUCACUCAGAUCCUGCAGAGUCCUGCCUUUCGGGAAGACCUAGAAUGCCUCAUUCAAGAACAGAUGAAGAAAGGCCACAACCCAACCGGUUUACUAGCAUUACAACAGAUUGCGGAUUACAUCAUGACCAACUCCUUCUCAGGCUUUUCUUCACCUCCCCUGAGUCUUGGCAUGGUCACACCUAUUAAUGACCUUCCUGGUGCAGAUACAGCCUCAUAUGUGAAGGGAGAAAAGCUUACUCGCUGCAAACUCGCCAGCCUGUACAGACUUGCAGAUUUGUUUGGGUGGGCACACCUGGCAAAUACGUACAUCUCAGUACGCAUAAGUAAGGAGCAAGACCAUAUUAUAAUAAUUCCCAGAGGCCUCUCUUUUUCUGAAGCUACAGCCUCCACUUUGGUGAAAGUCAACAUAAUCGGAGAAGUGGUGGACCAGGGCAGUACUAAUUUGAAAGUUGACCACACAGGAUUCAGUCCCCAUGCUGCCAUCUAUUCAACACGUCCCGACGUGAAGUGUGUGAUACACAUCCACACCCUUGCUACCGCAGCUGUGUCCUCCAUGAAGUGUGGGAUCCUUCCAAUUUCCCAAGAAUCUCUCAUCCUGGGAGAUGUAGCCUAUUAUGACUACCAGGGCUCACUUGAUGAAGAGGAGGAAAGAAUUGAACUUCAGAAAGUUCUGGGUCCAAGCUGUAAGGUGCUCGUUCUCAGGAACCACGGUGUGGUGGCUCUUGGAGAAACCCUUGAGGAGGCUUUCCACUACAUUUUUAAUGUACAGAUGGCCUGUGAGAUUCAGGUGCAGGCGGUAGCAGGGGCAGGGGGAGUAGACAACCUGCUCAUACUGGAUCUUCAGAAAUACAAAGCUUUCACCCACGGUGUGGCUGUGUCUGGAGGAGGUGGUGUCAACAUGGGCUCCCAUCAGAAGUGGAAGGUUGGGGAGAUUGAGUUUGAAGGGCUGAUGAGGACCCUGGACAACUUGGGCUACAGAACAGGCUACGCGUACAGGCAUCCUCUAGUUCGAGAGAAGCCUAGGCACAAGAGUGACGUGGAGAUCCCAGCCACUGUGACUGCAUUCUCCUUUGAAGAUGACAUUGCACCACUCUCUCCCCUCAAGUACAUGGCCCAGAGACAGCAGCGUGAAAAAACAAGAUGGCUGAAUUCACCAAAUACUUACAUGAAAGUGAAUGUGCCGGAGGAAUCUCGGAACGGGGAAACUAGUCCCAGGACCAAAAUCACGUGGAUGAAAGCAGAGGAGUCCUCUAAAGUUAGCAGUGGAACACCGAUCAAAAUUGAAGAUCCCAAUCAGUUUGUUCCUUUAAACACAAACCCGACUGAGGUGCUAGAAAAGAGAAACAAGAUUCGGGAACAGAAUCGCUAUGACCUGAAGACAGCAGGGCCACAGUCUCAGCUGCUGGCGGGGAUCGUUGUGGACAAGCCACCCUCUACCAUGCAGUUUGAAGAUGAUGAUCAGGGCCCACCAGCUCCUCCUAACCCGUUCAGUCAUCUCAUGGAAGGAGAACUUGAAGAGUAUACGAAGACAAUCGAGAGAAAGCAGCAAGGCCUGGAUGACGCUGAGCAAGAAUCACUCUCAGAUGACGCUGCAUCUGUUUCACAAAUUCAGUCUCAAACCCAGUCACCGCAAAGUGUCCCUGAGAGAUUAGAAGAAAACCACGAGCUAUUUUCCAAGAGCUUCACCUCCAUGGACGCGCCUAUCAUGAUUGUGAACGGCAAGGACGACAUGCAUGAUGUUGAAGAUGAGCUUGCUCAGCGAGUCAGUAGACUAACAACAAGCACGACCAUAGAGAACAUCGAGAUCACUAUUAAGUCCCCAGAAAGAACUGAAGAUGUCCUGUCACCUGACGGCUCGCCUUCAAAGUCACCAUCCAAGAAAAAGAAGAAAUUCCGCACGCCUUCUUUUCUCAAAAAGAACAAAAAAAAGGAGAAAGUUGAGGCCUAAGUAGUCUUUUUGUAAUUUGUAUGUUACAUUGUGGCAUUGCACAGUUAAAUACCGUAUUUUAGUUAAUCGUUAAUAUACGGUGGUAGAUCAGAUUGGGAGUACGUAGCAAACUAGACUUUAAAAAACUGGAAAGAGUUUUUACUAAAAGAAAAAUAUUAUUGAAAACUUUCAAAUUCAUCUCUUUUUAUAUGUCCAAAAAUGACUAAACUGUUCAACAGUCGCUGGUUUUACUUAGCUCUGCCCUCAUGGAGCGUUGUCAUGGCUGCUCAUGUGCAGGCGCUGCCUGUCACUGCAGGCUCUCUACAUCAUGUAUGUGGGAAAGAAAUUGCAGUGAACAAGAGAGAAUUCUUACUUCUUCACAGCGCUUCACUUGCUACUCAGACUAUAAUUUUGUCAUGGUUACCGACUGUAUCUUUGGGUCCCCCCCAUUGUUUCCAUGGGCAUUAAUGGAAUGCUUUAAAAGCUUCUGCAAGAUUCUAGAACAUUAGUAUACAUUGGCACAUCAUUUUUUAAAAAUACCUUAAGAUUUGUUCGGAAUUUUACUCAUAGUAUGAAAUUCCCUUGCCUGAAGUAACUGUUUGCCAAAAAAAAAGUCAUUUUAAUAAACUAUAAUUUUUGAAGAACGUCCUUUUUUAUUAGUUUAGAAAGCCCCUUAUUUUUCACAGAGGGGAUUUUGUACACAUAAUAUGAGUUAUUUAGUUUAACUCUUGCAAAAAACAAUUUUUGUAUGUUAAAACGUUUGUAUACCUUCAGUAUAAGGUGUCAUGUGCAUUUUAGCCAAUCAGUUAAGAGUAAAGCAUACCUGAGGCUUCUUGGUCCUGAGUGUAAUUCAAGAGCCCAGGGACACGGCAUCCAAAGGGCAUAUAAAAGUCUGGAGUCAUAUUUGAACGUAUAAUGUAUUUUUCUCUUAGUAUUGCUGAUGGAUGAAGAGCAUCUCAUGAGGUAACAAGGGGAAGAGGCUGAAGGGAACAGGAGAGUCAGGGACGGGAGUGAGGAGCAGCCGGACGGACGGUGAUGUGUCCACAGGAGAACAUGGGGAUGGACUUACUGACAAUAAGGCCCAAAUUUCUAAAAUCCUGUUUCCUGCCAAAAUCAAUGUCUUGGUCAACAUUGAGUUUUAAAGGAGGUUAAAGUAUACAUUCUUUUAGAAGACGGACAGCACUAGAAUGAAUCAGCAGGUCUAAUCCCACCAGCGAGAAGACUACCACGUCUUGAUUUUUGCAAACUUAAUCUUGAUUUUUACAAACUUAAAUUUUCUUUAACUUCCUUUCUACUGUAAAUACAAAAUUUAAACCUAGAUUUAAUAUAGUUUUCUCCAUUUUCCCAAGUAAUGUCACAGAUCAAUGUAAAUGGAUGAUCCAAAAUAUUCAGUGAGUGGAAAUAAAGCGCCCUGUCAGGUGAGCUGGCAUGCAGAUGUGACGUUGACCACAGUGCUCUCUGGGCUGGUUCUGUCUGACUGUGUGAUGCUGCAGACGUCCUCUUAGAUCUCACUAACUACUGGAACCUGUUAGUCUCCUAGUGGAAACUUUGAGUUGCUGAACUGUGUAUCUGAGGAUUGUUUUAUGUUCUACAUCAUCUUUGUUGUAUUACAACGUGUGUAGACACAGUAACCUGUGAACUCUCCUUUUCCAUAACUUUUAAAGAAUAUAUAUAUCUAAAUGAAUGCAGUGUGCAUACAUAUUUUUUAAACACAACAGUAAACUAUUGCACCUUUUUGCUAAUGCUUCUCUUUCCUUGCUUUGACAUAAUGAAUGAGCCAGUGAACUCAGUGUCCUGUGGAAAAGGUGUCAAAGUUACCUGACACUGCUCUUAGAUGUUAUGCUAAUUAAUGUUAAAUCACAAUAAACGGUAUUUUAAAUAUGUG